AUGGUCGAGGAUCCUGCCACCAACAACAUCAUCAGCUGGGGUGACCUGACAUCGCAAGACUCAUUCGUUGUGCAUCGCGUAGAGGACUUCACGACCGACAUCCUCCCGCUCUACUUCAAACACAGCAACUUCUGCAGCUUCAUUCGGCAGGUGAACACGUACGGCUUCACUAAGACCAGCCCCGACACAUGGGAAUUCCAGAAUCCCUUCUUCGCCCAAGGACGGCCAGAUCUGCUCGAUCGGAUUGAGCGACGCACCUCGGUCAAGCGCUCGUCCGAGAAGGAGGAGCACGGACAGGAAGACGAGCACCGACUGCUCAAGCUCAGCAAAACGGCGGAGCAAGUGGAGCAGCUGACGCGCGAGAACAAGAAGCUCGCCGAAGAGCUCACCAAGGUCCAGCAGGAGAGCGUCAUGAACGAGCAGCUGGUCAAGCAGUUCCUGCUGGAGCUCAAGGCCUCGAAGCAGAGGCAGCGCGAGAUGCAGGAGCGCGAGGAGAAGCUGCUCGGCGUGCUACGCGACAUGGCCAGCGGCGGUGCCAGCGCCGACUCCUCUGCGCUGGCGCACCUCCAGUCCCACCACGACCAGCAGACCAGCGCCGCGCAGCAACACCUCCCCGGUCGCAUCCAAAUGCCCCCGAGCGCGCAUAGGCACCCCGUCGACGUGCUCGACCUCCACGCAGACAUGGUCACCGCCGAAACCGAUUUCGACCUGGAGGCCUACAUGCUCAAACUGGGUCUCUCAGCUGCUGGCGGCGGCGGAGCUGAUGGCCAACACCAACAGCACCAGCACCAACACCUGCAGACACAGACGCAGAACUUCAACCCUCCAUCGCCCUUCCAGCCUUCGACCUACACCCAAGCGCCGGCGACUCCACCACCGUCUCCCGGCUUCCACUGGAACACCGCCCCUGCCUCGCCCUCCUACUUUUUCACCGGCGACAACAGCGACCAAACGUUCAAGUUUGGCGAGUCGUACCUGUCGAAUGCCGUGGGCGAAGUCGGCUGGCCCACCUACUCUUCGCUGGCACAGAACGUCAAGCAGGAGCCAGUCGCCCACUCCGACGCCCAGGCCGACGCCUACGAGAAGGAAACGUGCGAGGAGUUUUUGGAGCGGUAUCUGGACGCCACCGCGGCCACCUUCUCUCCGUCACUGCCCCACACCCCGGACAGCAGCAUCUCGAGCAUCUCCAGUGCCGCGACGCCCGCCACUUCGCCCUUUGUCGUCGCGUCGCCGUUCGGGCCGCCGCACGACCUCUCCAGCCUCGCCGCCAUGGACGACCACCUCCGGAGCGCGUGGGAGCGAGCCAGUGAGGGCAGCUGA
This is a messenger RNA of Acanthamoeba castellanii str. Neff, 1320 nucleotides long. Its product is annotated as HSFtype DNA-binding domain containing protein. Gene Ontology annotation, molecular function: sequence-specific DNA binding; DNA-binding transcription factor activity. Lineage: Eukaryota; Discosea; Longamoebia; Acanthamoebidae. The transcript is spliced from 5 exons. Gene Ontology annotation, biological process: regulation of DNA-templated transcription. The coding region runs from base 1 to 1320 and encodes 439 amino acids. The record is from RefSeq and is a predicted model, not a curated record.